GAAGAAGAAGAAGAAGAAGCAGCUUCGAAGCAAAGAGCGAGACUCGGUGUGCUCGGUUGCCGCUUACGUACGAAGCAAGAGCGGGCUGCGUUGUGUAAGAGCUGAAAGUAAAAGUUGAAACCGCCGAGUUGGGCUCGCGGGAGCGCGUGCGGAGCGCGCUAAAAUCCGAUCCUGUCUCGUAGGCUGGGCAUAGCCGAAUAUCUCUGCCUCUCUCUCUCUGUCUUUCUCUCGCUGGCUUUCGGAUUUGGUCCCACCUUCGGAGCUGUGUUUCUCUCGGACGUGUCUCCUAAGCGAGAGCCGAUCGCCGCCACCAUUGCCGCGGAAGGAACCCGGUGAUUGUCGGGAAGCCGAACGGCGGAACGCACGGAACGGAACGAAACGGAACGGGACGAAACGGGAAACGGGAAAGAAGAAAAGCGAAGUGUAGAAUUGUGUAACAACAAUUUCUAGUCCGUUGCCUGGCGAAAUCCGUGGCUAAUAUCCGAUUGGACGACUGCUGGCGCGCCAGCCUGGGUCUCUGGCGACGAAAACAGGUGAAAGAGCGCGCAUACGGUGGACGCGCGCGUUCGAUCGCGAUCGUUCCCGAGGCCCGUUCGAAUCGUCGUGGACCACGAGGAAAGCGAUGGAAACGAUCGUAACGACGAUCGUUCGCGUAUGCCCGGUUCUCGUCUCGUGCGCUACGAAACGCGAGUGUUCAAGGUCGUCGCUGGUAUCCCACCGGUAACCCGCUUCCGGGACGAGGAGGACGGCAGCAGGAUCCUCUGGGCGGAUUUCGUGGUAGAAUUCCAGGCCCCGUCUCUCUUGAUCGCCGCACGCUACAGAAGUUUCGUAAAACGGAUUACAAAACCAGAAGAGAAAGGAGACAGAGAAAGGGAGAGGCAGAGAGGAAGAAGAAGAGAAGCAGAAGAAGGAGAGAGAAAGAGCGCGGUGAUCCGCCGCAGGAAAUUGUACGGCAACGAUACGCAGUGGAGAUACGGUGUUCGAGCACGAGUUCUGGAUCGUCCCGAGGGUGGACGACGACGACGAGUCGUGAAAGAAGAAGUCGUCUGGCAAAGACGCCCGGAGAAAGAGGAUAAAGGACGGAGAAGCCUCUGCCGAGGACGCGCCAGUAGCGGAGGACAAGUUUGAAAGACGAUCCGGAUGCGGUGGCUGAAUCCACUUGUUAUCUUUCUCAGCCCCAACGAGACCGCGUACAUUUCUAAUCUGCCACCCUCGCGAGUGCCACUCGUUCCUCUCAUCGAUAAAACGCAUCCCCCGGCGAUCUCGCGCGACGUUGCGUCGCUCUUUUACAAUAAGAUCUCGCAGAGCUCGUGAACGCUGCACGGAGACACGCGGCCGAGCGGAAUUAAAAGUGCGCUUAAAAAGGUUAGCGGGAUAAAAAAGGCGCGCGCGCGAAAGGAUAAGAGAAAGGAAUAGGAGCCACCUCCGAGUCCUUGAGAGUACCCAACGGGUAAAAGUGCCGCGCUCGGAGCCAGCCGGUUGACCCUGGGCAGCCAACGGAGCAGACCCCGUUGGAAAAAAGUUCUCCACGUCGUUGUCGUCGUCGUCGUCGUCGUCGCCGUCGUCGUCGUCGUCGUCGGCGCCGUCGUCGUCGUCGUCGCCUUCGUCGUCGGUUAAUCCCCCGUUUGCCAGGGUGUCGCGCGAGCAAUCGCGUUACCAAAUCACGCCCUUCGGAUGAGAUCACGCGCCUGAUAGCCUGCGACACACGUGUGAAACCAGCAGACCGACUGUGUUGGCCCUUGAGAGCCGGGUUCUCGAUUAUCGCUCGCUUUCCAAUUUCUUCCUACCACGAAGACUACCACUCGCCGGCCAACCGAUCCACGAUCAACGAGAAUCGAUCCUCCGCGAUACCAUCUUUCACGCUUCGUGACUGUGUGGACGUGCUCCUCGGUGUGAAGUGAUUCAGUGCCAGAGCUUCGAUAUUGCAACCCUGAUUUGGUUAAUGUUCCACCGUUCCGUCUGCGUUCCUCUAGUACGACGUGCUGCGAUCUGUUUCUCGUGCCGGUGGUGAUACAUGCUCCGGUAUAUCAAUGUAUGUCACGUGUCUGUACCGUCGUCCUCGCCGCCGCUAUCACGGGAUUUCGGGUCGUCGGCUCGUGGAGAUGCUUCGUGACUCUUCGAGAGAGUCUUAAGGGAUACAGCGCUGUUCGCCGGCCCGCUUUCUUUGGAUACCAUCGAUAUUGGAUAAAGUACGGACGAUUAAAACGACAAGACGAUGUAUACUGACGGUCUCCUGACACUCCAUUAUGGGAAGCAUCCAGCGACCUUGGCCGCAGAGGUCGGAGCCUGGUACACCGGGGACCGUCACGUGGACGUGACGUUAGCUUGCGACGAUGGAUCCGUCGUGAAGGCCCAUCGUGUAGUUUUGGCUGCAGCUAGUCCCCUUUUGGCUAGUCUCCUUCGCAACCCUGCAUUGGACCACGUGGUCCACUUGUCCGGGGUUCGAAAAACCCAGCUGACCCAUCUGCUGGAGUUUCUCUAUAACGGAGAAGCUCUCAUUCCGUCGACGGAGCUCACACCGCUUAGGGAACUGUUCGAGCUUCUCCAAAUUAAGUCAGAGCUGUUCGAGCCUAAUCAACCUCAGACUUCUAGUAAUUCCGACCCCGAAAGGAUACCCACCCCCCAGCCCUCGGAGGGCCAGGAAAGUUCUAGCUACGAGUCGCAGUAUGAUGGCAGGCAGUCCAAUAACCCCGCAGACUGUUGCUCGGUACUCAUAAAGACAGAAGGCUGCGAGGAAGAACCAGAAGUAGACGUCGAAGGCGUCGAGGGCGAAGCGCUGCUUACGGAGAACAGAGAAAGUAGUAUAGAACCGCCUCGAAGGAGGGAUAGUUCCGAUCCCGUGAACUUAAGUUUAAAUUCUGGAACUUCCACUACUAGCGAAAGUUCGCACGAUAUCGUACCUAGGCCAGAAAAACAGUUACUGGAGAGGCGAGAAUCUCUGGAGGAGGUGGAAGAGAGAAGGAGACAAUUAGCGGCUCGACUCGCGUUAGGCUUAGAACCGGGAAAACGAAAACCCGAGGAAAUACCUAUCCCACCUGCGGAGGCGUACAUCGUAACGCCUCAUCGAAAACGAAGGCCAGGCUUUCACAAUGCGCCUGCACAGAAUCCAGCCUUUGUACCAUUUAAUCCUGGAUUUGAGACGCCGAGGCGGUUGCAAGCGCCACAUCCCCUCAGCGUCUCGGCACCUCCGUACCUGCAGGACAGGUCAGUGACACCUCCAGGAGCGUCACACAGACCACCAAGCGCAGAUCCAGCAUCGGCGGCAGGCUUGGAGCCACCUUGGGGUUCUUGGGCGUUGCCACAAGCAAGGGCGCCCCCACCUCCGCCAACGGAUGACCCGCCGAAGUCUACUCCCGUUCGCGAAUAUCGGUGCAGCUAUUGUGGCAAACAGUUCGGAAUGUCUUGGAACUUGAAGACGCAUUUGAGAGUGCAUACGGGUGAAAAACCGUUCGCGUGCAGACUUUGUGUUGCUAUGUUUAAGCAAAAGGCUCACCUGUUGAAGCAUCUUUGUUCGGUUCACAGAGGCGUUAUAGCCGCCCCUGACAAUACCUUUACUUGUUGCUUCUGUUCGUUAAGUUUCGAUAGUUUACAAGAGCUAAUCAGGCAUUUGUCAGGGCCGCAUAAUAAUUUGCUACUUAGCAAGAAUCUGCACGACUAGCGACAUGGAUAAGGCCAGCCGGUGCUGAAGCAUCACCUCGAACGCAUCUCGAUCAAAUUUUAUUGCAUUUCACGCAAAACGACUCGAGUAUGCCUUGAUCGUGUUCAGAUCAGAAAAUAUGUGUGCCUUCAAAAUUCGAAUUGCAGUGCAAGUUACUUUCAGUAUUCGAACCUUAGAUUCAGCAUUUCCUUUGUUACUUAGCGUCUUAUUUCACCG
Molecule: messenger RNA, 3874 nt
Organism: Eufriesea mexicana
Lineage: Eukaryota; Metazoa; Arthropoda; Insecta; Hymenoptera; Apidae
Gene: ken
Product: zinc finger and BTB domain-containing ken and barbie protein
Exons: 6
Coding region: 2216-3658 (480 amino acids)
Biological process (GO): regulation of transcription by RNA polymerase II
Cellular component (GO): nucleus
Molecular function (GO): DNA-binding transcription factor activity; RNA polymerase II cis-regulatory region sequence-specific DNA binding; protein binding
Source: RefSeq, a predicted model, not a curated record